Messenger RNA from Plasmodium malariae, 4167 nucleotides. RefSeq names its product subtilisin-like protease 2, putative (gene SUB2). The transcript has 2 exons. The coding region runs from base 1 to 4167 and encodes 1388 amino acids. Gene Ontology annotation, molecular function: serine-type endopeptidase activity. Gene Ontology annotation, biological process: proteolysis. The record is from RefSeq and is a predicted model, not a curated record. Lineage: Eukaryota; Apicomplexa; Aconoidasida; Haemosporida; Plasmodiidae.
AUGUUGAACUCAUUUUAUGUUCUAACUUUAAUAUUAGCGAAUUUUAUAUUUUACAAAAAUUGCCACAACCAAAAAUAUUUAAAAGUGUUAGGGGUAUAUAAUAUUAAGUUAAUCAAGAGAAGAAGUAGAAUUUUGAUAAAUGGCACAAUAGAUAAGACAGAAUACUUAGAUGAAAUAAAAGAGAGUUAUAAACCCCUAUUUGAUGUUUAUGAGAUUUCAGCUAAUUUUGAAAAACUAAAAAUUUCAAAAGAGAAGGAAAAGAAAAAAAAAAAAAAGAAAAAAAAAAGAGAAGAUAUUAAAGAAGAGAAAAAGGAACAAAAUAAAGAAUCAAACGAACAGAUACAUUUUCUUGAGUUUUCUUUAAAAAAUCCCCAUGAACAGCGUGAUAUUUUAAAAGGAAGGAAUCAGAACGAUCCUCAUAAAUUAGGAAAACGAAAUAAACAUAGUGCUACAUCUUCCGCGAUAAAUAUUGGAAUGAGAAAUAAUGAUAAUCAUACGGAUGUUAUAAGUAAAUCAAAUGAAUUUGAUAGCUUAAUUAAGGAUAGAAAUAUAGGUUAUGUUGACAACUUAGAUAAAAAGGAUAUGCACGUAGAAGAUAUUGGCUCAAAUGAAGAAGAAAUAUCAAAGCCAUCUCGUACAGUAAGAGCAGAAGGACAAAAUGAAGUGGAUGUAAAUGAAAUGAAAGGGAAGUCAGCUGAAGGACAAGCUGGUGAAGUAAUAAAACAGGAAGAACAAGGGAAAGAACACAACUUACAUGCCAGAGAAAAGGAGGCAAAUGAAAGACAAAAUGAGAAAGAGAAAAAGCAAAAUAAAGUUGAUAUACAUAAUGAUAGAGGUGAUAAUCAAAAUGGUGAGCAUAGCAAUCUCCAUGAUGAAGAUCAAGAAGAAGAAGAAAAUGAAAGCUCAGACGAUGUUGAUCAAAAAGAUAAAAAUUAUGAAUUAAAUGAAGAUGGAAAAGAUAUGAAUGAUGAAAUAAUAUCACGGGAAUUUAAUAAUUACACAAUUGUAACAAAUUCAAACGAUUUGUUAAGUGACAUUUCAGUGGAUGCAUCAGAAAUUUCAAAACUUAGCAUCGGAAACUUAAGUAUACCAUAUAAUGAAAAAAAUAGAACUACUUAUACUCACCAAAGACAUAUAGUACUUACCAAUAAAGGAAAUAAAAAAUAUAAGGUAGUUUUAAUAACAAAAAAUCCUAAAUUCGUUGAAGCUGAAGAGGAUGAAAACGAAGAUGACGCUGAAAGAGAGGAAAAUCCUAAACCAGUAGCAAUUAAAACGGAAGAAGUAGCUGGAAAAGGAGAAGUGGCCAGAAAGGUAGAAGCUCCUGAGAAAGGAGAAGGAGCUGAGAAUAGGGGAGCAACUGGGAAAGGGGGAACAAAUGAGAAAGUGGAAGGAGCUGAGAAUAGGGAAGAAGCUGAGAAACGGGGAGCAGUUGGAAUUCCAAGUGCAAUUCAAGAAACAAAUUUUAUUCAAAAGAAAAAGGGGGGAAAAGAUGAACAGGAUGAAAGUAUUAAACAUAGGAAUUUAUAUGAUGGAAUGGGAACCCUUGAUUUUAGCAAGGCUUACAAGAAUAAAAUAAGGAGUGAAAAGAGGAAAGAAGUAAGAGGCGAUAGUAGCGGUGGUAGUGAUAAUAGUAGUACUAGCAGUAGCAGCUACAGUGCUAGUACUAACAGUAGUAGUAGUGGUAGAGGUGGAGCAGGGAUGUUAAAACGUUUGCUCAACUUCUUAUCAUUUUCAAGUGAUGAACAUAAAGUAAAGAGCGAUUCAGACCAAACCAAGGAUAAAGAGAGUGCAAAAAAAAAUGACAAUAGUAAGGAAAUGAAUCCGGAUGAUGUAAACAGUAUUUUAAGUGUAGACAAAGUGGUAGAUCAAUACCUCCUUAAUCUGAAAAAUGGUGAUUCUUCAAAUCAAGAACUAAUAUUUGUGCUGAGAGGAGAUCUAGAUUUACACUCCCCUUUCAUGAAAAAUGUUAUAAAAAAUGCGAAUAAUAAAUUUGAGACAUACAUAAAAAAGAAUUUUGAGGAAGUAGAUAAAAUAUCUUAUGAUGUCUCUUCCCCAAUAAAUUUUUUAUGUUUUUUUGUGCCAAAUGUUUUUGAUAUGAAUAAUUACCAUAUACUAAAAGAGGCUUUAACAAUAUUAUACAAAGAAUUAGAAGAAUAUACAGAAAAUUGGAGCUUCUCAAAUAUGUAUGUAACAUUUGACACAAACAAUGAUCAUCUUUAUAAUAAGGACGAUGGUAUGAAUUACACAAAUGCUGGUCCUAUAAAGGAUGGAGAACAUGCUGAUACAAAUAGAAAAGGGCAAGCUGGAUUUGGACAAGAAGAAAAAGAAAAAAAGAAAGAGGAAGGGAAGAAAAAAUAUAUUAAAAAAAAGAAAAACUUAUAUAAUAUAAAAUAUUCGUUCUUACGCAAGUUCUGGAGCAUGGAUCCCUUCAUAUCAUUUGCACGAAAAAUGAAUAAAAGAAAUUUCCGUGUCCAAAAAGAAAUAUUAAAUUUCCUUCCAAAAGAAUUAAGAGAAUAUUCUACAUGGAAUCUGUCUAUUAUACGAGUUUUUAAUGCGUGGUUUUUAGCAGGAUAUGGAAAUAAAAAUGUAAAGGUAUGUGUUAUAGAUUCAGGAGUAGAUAAAAAUCAUAUUGAUUUAAUGAAAAAUAUAUAUAUUCCAGAAUAUACAGAUAAAUACGAAAUGACAGAAGGCUUUUACGAUUUUAUGGUAAAGAAUCCAACAGAUUCAUCAGGUCAUGGGACACACGUUACAGGAAUUAUUGGAGGAGAAGUAAAUGAUUUAGGUAUGGUUGGUGUAGCUCCUAAUAUUACACUAAUAUCUUUACGAUUUAUUGAUGGAGCAAAAUAUGGAAGUAGCUUUCAUGCUAUUAAAGCUAUAAAUGUUUGUAUAUUAAAUAAAGCACCAAUUAUUAAUGCCAGCUGGGGUUCUAGUAAAUAUGAUCCUAACAUAUAUUUAGCUGUUCAGAGAUUAAAAUAUACCUUUAAUGGAAAAGGGACUGUUUUGGUAUCAGCUGCAGGAAACGAAAAUAAAAAUAAUGAUGAACAUCCUUUGUAUCCCGCAAAUUUUAUGCUUCCCCAUGUGUACAGCGUUGCGUCCAUCAGCAAGAAUUUCGAAAUUUCUCCCUUUUCUAACUACGGGGUAAAGAGUGUUCACAUACUUGCUCCAGGGCACCACAUAUAUUCAACUACACCUAACAACUCAUACAAAAUAAACACAGGAACAUCCAUGGCAGCUCCUCAUGUAUGUGGAGUUAAUGCAUUAAUAUACUCAGUUUGUUACAACCAAGGAUUUAUUCCUUCAGCUGAGGAGGUGUUAGACAUUAUAACUAGGACAUCUAUCAAAGUUGUAUCUCGAAGAAGGAAAACAAUUAAUGACAGUUUAGUAAAUGCAGAAGCGGCUGUAUUAACGACAUUAUUAGGAGGGUUAUGGAUGCAGAUGGAUUGCCAUUUUGUUAAAUUUAAUUUAGAUAAAGGGCAAAAAAAACAUAUACCUAUUGUAUUUUCAGCAUAUAAAAACGGAGUAUAUGAAACUGAUAUUGUUAUAGCAGUUAUGCCUACUGAAGAAAAUUCUAAUGUUUAUGGUGAAAUUUUAAUACCUAUAAAAAUAGUAACUAAUACAAAAUUAGCAAAUUUUAAAGAAUCACCAAGAUAUGGAAAGAAAAUGGAUAUUGAUAGCAAUGAAGCUAGUAAUGAUGAAGUGCUGUCUUAUAUAUGUGAAAACGCUUUAUAUAAUUUAUACGAAACAGAUAAUUAUUUUCUUAUUACAUCGUUAGCUUUGUUUUUUGUAGCAUUUUUGUUAAUUGUUGCAGGGACAAUUUAUAUGACGAAAAAAAUAUAUCAUGAUGAAUACUGUAAUGACGAUAAUGAACAUAACUUUGAAAAUUAUAACGUGGCGGAGAAAAGACAUAUCUUACAUGGUCCAAAAUGUGAAGAUCUUGAAAAAGAAAAGAAAGAACAUAUAGAAAAAUUAAAUAACCGUGUAAGAUUUAGUAUUAUUAAAGGAAAAGAUAGAAAUUCUAUUUUAAUGAAUGAUGUACCAAAAAAACUGAAAUUCGAAAACUGCGACUUAGUAAAUAGAUCGGCGUUAAGGCGUGGGGAUACCAAAAUUUCGGGAGAUAAAAACGUUAACGAGACGCUAAACAAAUUAGAUGAUAUGUUCAUGGAAUAA